ACACACGCGCACACAAAUACCCUCACCUCCCUCCCGCCACCUCUCCCCGCCGCCACCACCACCAAAUUCACCUCACUCUGUUUUUGCCUGAAUUCAUUUCCAGCAAUUAAUUCGCCCGCAUAACUUUGCUUGUAUUCCCAAGUAAGGAAGGAGAUGGGGGAGAGUGAUGGCAGCAUUACUGAUCAAUUCGAUAGCCACAACGACGUCGUUGUCGGCGCCCCCUCCAAGUCGCCGUGGAAGACCCCUGCCGCUGUUUCUCCAGCUGCGGCCUCUGAUUCUGAGUCCUGGCCCGCGCUUGGCGACGCGCAGCAGCGCCCCAAGUGCAACGGGGUUAUCGAUUUCAACUCCGCCAAGUCUCCGCCAGCUCAACCACACGCUGAUGUUAAUGGUGGUGAACCUCCGCUUAUGCAGCCGGCUCCAGAGCAGCAGAAGUUCCAUGGACGAGGUAAUAUCAGAUCCCCCCGGAAGCCCACUUAUCAACAUAAAACUGGUCCCAAGCACCAUGGCCCAAAUGGUGCAUCUCCAUUACCUGUGCCCUUACCCAUUUAUUCACCACUUUUUCAUGCUAUGGUUCCCAUUCCCCCUAAUUCAGCUCCUGGUUACCCUUAUCCAUUUCCUCCUGGAGGUUUUCCCAGAGUUGAUGGUCGUUUGGUAAAGCCUGGUGGUGAUGCUACUUCUAAACCCUUUGUUCCUCCAGCGAAUGGGGGCAUCCAGUCUUCACCACAUGCUAAUUCUAAUGCUCAUGAUUCCAAUUCUGUUGAAAGAAAGCCUAAUGUAAAAGAACAGGAUGGCCAAAUGAAUCCUUCGUGGAAUAAUCAAAGGCCAGCUGGUUUUAACAACAACAACUUCCAUUUGCAACAAACGAUGGUUCCGAGACCUUUCAUAAGACCUCCAUUCCUUGUCCCUGCAGGCUUCAUUGAUGGAGCAAACUUCCAAGGUCCUCCAGGAACUGUAUAUUAUUUUCCUGCCCUCCUUCGGGCGCUGUGAGAGUACCGUACCCUCCAGUUUUUGUUCCACAUCCUUCGAGC
Molecule: messenger RNA, 1028 nt
Organism: Salvia splendens (bonfire salvia)
Lineage: Eukaryota; Viridiplantae; Streptophyta; Magnoliopsida; Lamiales; Lamiaceae
Product: la-related protein 1A-like
Exons: 3
Coding region: 154-987 (277 amino acids)
Source: RefSeq, a predicted model, not a curated record